Molecule: messenger RNA, 1215 nt
Organism: Rotaria socialis
Lineage: Eukaryota; Metazoa; Rotifera; Eurotatoria; Philodinida; Philodinidae
Source: the annotation of a GenBank genome assembly
AUGUCAAAUUUACGUAAACAAAUGCUUUCUAAAUCACUCCCACCUAUUGGUCCAUCGUCAUCUAAAAAGUUAUUAUCAUCUAAUGAAAACAAAUCAUCAUCCAUUCGUAAUUAUGAACCGAUUGAAUGGAAUACAUACUUUAAUGAUAAACGUUUUAUAGCAAUAGAAAAAAAUAUUUUUUGUGUAUAUUCGCGUAGUAUUCCUGAUUCUUCAGCACCGAUUUUAUUUUUUUUACAUGGCGGUGGCUUUUCUGGUUUAAGUUGGGCUCUUAUGUCAAAAGCAGUGACAAAUCUUGUACGAUGCCAGUGUAUUGCUGUAGAUAUUCGUGGUCAUGGAGAAACAAAAACCACAGAUGAAAGUGAUUUGAGUAUUGAAACACUUACCCAUGAUAUAUGCCAAAUUCUACAUUAUUUAUUUAAUGAAGAAAAUAAAACUCCAAUUUUUCUCAUUGGACAUUCAAUGGGUGGUGCGCUUGCUGUGCAUGUUGCUAAACAAAAUCCAACACUGAUUGAUGCUCUGUGCGUUAUCGAUGUUGUUGAGGGAAGUGCAUUAGAAUCUUUAAAUUCAAUGCAAUGUUUUCUUAGUUCAAGACCAAAACAAUUCUCCACUCCAGAGCAAGCUGUAGAAUAUAUGGUUCGAAGUGGUCAAGUACGUAAUGUUGAAUCAGCUCGAGUCUCUGUUAUCGGACAAAUUCAACCAAUGAUCAAUAUUCAAUCGAAUGAAGGAAGUUCUUCUACAGCUGCAGCAGCCGCAUCGAAUUCUACAUUUCCAGAAGUCUCUCAUUUAUGUGAAACUGUUCGUGAAGAAGACGAAGAACAAGAACAAGACAAUAAUCAUAAUCAUAAUUCUUCUAUUGAUACUCAAAAGCCAACUACAUCAAAUGUUUCAAAUGAAAUAAAUAAAUAUACAUGGAGAAUAGAUCUUUCAAAAACAGAAAAAUUUUGGAAAGGAUGGUUUUCUGGUUUAUCAAAAUUAUUUCUAUCAUGUGAAUGUCCAAAGUUACUUCUACUAGCUGGUGUUGACCGUCUUGAUCGUGAUUUGACCGUUGGUCAAAUGCAAGGAAAAUUUCAAAUGCAUGUUGUACCCAAAAGUGGUCAUGCCGUACAUGAAGAUGCACCUGAACAAGUUGCUGACUGUAUUGCUUCAUUUCUAGUUCGACAUAAAUUAGUGCAAGCAAAUGAUGACAGUUUUCAAGGAACAUUACCUGGAUGUUAG